This is a messenger RNA of Amoebophrya sp. A25, 1550 nucleotides long. The record is from the annotation of a GenBank genome assembly. NCBI's taxonomy places the organism in Eukaryota, Dinophyceae, Syndiniales, Amoebophryaceae.
GUCUACGUAAUGAAUUACAAGAAAAUAUCUAAUAAUUCGAAUAUGAAGUAGAAACAAACUGGAUUGAUAUCUGCAGUGUUCUCUUCCAUCCUAUUCAAAACAUCUUCACUCCGCCCCUGGUGGGGAGGGAGACAAAUGCCUCCGAGAGGACAAAAACCCCGCACCUGGUGGUCCGAGAUGCCGCAGCCUCUGAGAGGGAAGGCGGGGUGGCCCCAUGCGGGACACAGAGACGCGCCGCAACGCUUUGCAGGAGGUGCGCAUCUCUUGCGGGCGAAGCUGACGCGCGCGGGGCCUCUGCCAUAAGGAGAUGAUGGGGCGGCGCCUACUGACGUGGCUGGUGGUGAGUCCUCCAGGGAUGAAAGGAAGCGAAAGAGGGACGGCUAGCCCGGGGCGUCCCCCUCCAUUGCGUGCCAGGGCUUUCGCUCUUCUGAUGAGAUGAGCGCAACGGCCCGGCAGCCGCGAGGGGCGCGUUGGCUUCCGUGCCUCUUGGCUUCUGGGAUCCCAAGAUGAGGAGAGCCACGUCCGGCUUCGCCUCGUUUCUCUCCAAAGAAAAGCAGAGACCCGAGCGGAACGGGCAAGCCCAAGGAAAAGGUGGCGCAGCUGUGAGGAGAUUCCUCAGGGGGUUGUUUGGUUGGUUGGCUGGCCUGGUGUGGUUGCCUUCCCGGCCCCCCGGUCGGUGUGUGAGCCUUGGCGCGUUGGCCUCGUCGGGAUUGUUCGUCCGCCUUGGCACCUUCUUCCCCCGUUGUUCUCUCUUCGCUCGGUUGUGGGCGUUCGGUCCAUGUGUGUCGGCGUUGUGGAGGGUGCACCUUACCCGCGCACUGACCGCCAGCGCGUGCCCGGCCCCAAGCGAGCACACAAACUUUGUCAAAGCGCCAAGCCCGCGCUACUUUUCUGGGGCGGGUCUAAUCGCUCGGCUGGGGGGUUGAGUUGAGGAUGUCCUAGGCGGACCUGAUCCCUUGAGGCCGUGCUCCUCUAAUGAACACCUGCCACGACCGGCUCCUCUGGUGGGGUUUUCUUGCGUAAGUCUGAAACAUGCGCGAGCGUGACUGCGUGCACGGCCCCCGGCUUGGCCUCGGGUUCCCCUGGAGACUGAACACGGGCAGCGCCGCAACUCUAUUACACCGCGUAAGCCCCCGCAUGUUGAUGGGCAUGGGCCCCCUUCAAUACAUACAUAAAACAAGCCACUUAUCGUCUAGGACACAUUAUAUGGAUAUUAUUUCCACUAUGUAUCGAAUACCACGACUGGUGCACAUAUUUAGAACUAAAAGCAUCUUCUUCAUACCGGUGGAUUCCUUCGUCGUCAUUCCCCUGCCCUCGUUGCGCAGAUUCUGAAUGUCCUUUGAAUGCCUUUCGAAGAUUCGACCGGUCUUGUAUUUGUUAAUAGAGUUGUAUAAAGACGUCGACGUAAAACCUGAAUGAAUUGCAAGAGCUAUCUAGGAUAGGGACAAACGAUAUUCCAUUUCAGAAAUCAUGCAUAGCCAUGAUGGGAUAACCAACAUAUCCAGAACAAAAACGAUAUGACACAGGAAAAGAUCAUUCAAGAUGUUGGG